AUGAAACCCAAAAAGAGAGACACCGUGCCCACCGACAUAGAAAUGGCCGCUUACGGCAGCAAAGGCGGCGACUCCUUCGCACAAGGAAGUUCUUGGAGUAUCCGGGAACCCUUUGGCGUCGGCCACGUUCCGGCAUGGGCACGGGGUCGACAUCGUCAAGACCCUCCGUUGCGAAGAUUCAUCGACUCCUUCAAACGAGAUCCGGGCCGGCGAGUAUCAACUCAUGGGAUUUAUGGACACGGUCAUCCUGAUCAAUAUCGAUACAGAGACGGCACGCGUGCUUCUGACCAGGCAGCCGACUCGUCUGAUCCGUCUUCAGAGACCCCGAGAGGACAACAGAAUCAUGGAAGUCACUACUUUGAUUUACACGCCGCCAACGUCAGAACGGCAAACACUGGUCUUGCCCGAGAACUAAAGGGGAGACACUUGCAGAUGAUUGCCAUUGGUGGCUCAGUUGGUACCGGUCUGUUCGUGGCCUCCGGCAAGUGUCUCUUCCUAGGAGGACCAGCCGCCCUCAUCAUCGCAUAUGGCUUCGUCGGUAUCAUGCUCUGGUGUACCAUCCAAGCUCUGGGUGAGCUAGCCGUUGCUUUUCCCGUUGCCGGUUCUUUCUCGUCAUACUCAACAAGAUUCCUUGAUCCAGCAUGGGGCUUUGCCAUGGGGUGGAAUUACGCCCUCCAAUGGUUAACAGUCCUACCACUCGAACUCGUAGCAGCAUCCAUAACCAUCGGCUACUGGAACGAUAAACUUAACAAAGCUAUCUUCAUCACCAUCUUCCUAAUAAUAGUCAUCAUCAUCAACCUCUUCGGCAUCAAAGGCUACGGUGAAGCCGAAUUUGUGUUUUCGCUCAUCAAGAUCACCGCCGUCAUCGGCUUCAUCAUCCUCGCAGCAGUAAUCAACAUAGGCGGCUUCCCCGACGACGCUCACGGGGGCAGCACAGGCUACAUAGGCGGACGCUACUGGACCAACCCCGGCGCCUUCCACAACGGUUUCAAAGGCCUCUGCUCCGUCUUUGUGUCCGCAGCCUUCGCCUUCACUGGCACCGAACUCGUCGGUCUAGCAGCUGCCGAGACCGCCAACCCACGCAAAUCCCUCCCAACAGCCAUUAAACAAGUCUUUUGGCGCAUCACCGUCUUCUACGUCGUUUCUCUUACUUUAAUCGGCCUCAUCGUCCCUUACAACCACCCCUACCUGUUGGGAAACACCCCCUCCGACGGGUCUCCAGACAGAAAGAAGGAAUCGUAUUCCGUCUCCGACGCCUCGCACUCCCCUUUCGUCAUAGCCAUCGAGUCCGCCUACAUCGAUAUACUCCCCGGCAUAAUGAACGCCGUCAUCUUGGUAGCCGUGCUAUCAGUAGGAAACUCCGCCGUCUUUGGGUCAUCACGCACACUAGCAGCUUUAGCAGACCAGCGUCAAGCUCCUCAGAUAUUAGCUUACGUCGACCGCAAAGGUCGCCCCCUUUUCGCGAUCCUCUUCGCUGCCCUCGUCGGCCUCAUCGGCUACUUAGCAGACCUCAAAUUCCAAGCCGACGUGCUCAACUGGCUCCUUGCCGUCUCCGGCCUCUCCUCAAUCUUCACAUGGGGCUCAAUCUGCCUCUGCCACAUCCGCUUCCGGCGCGCGUGGGCCCGUCGCGGCCGCUCUCUCAGCCAGUUAUCAUUCACAGCCCAAGCCGGCGUCACAGGGUCUUACAUCGGCCUAGGUCUCAACAUAUUCGUGUUAAUAGCGCAAUUCUGGACCGCCGCUUUUCCCAUAGUCACUUUUACUGAUAACCAAGACUCGGACCACGCGUCGGCGUCAAAGGUGGUGCAGACGUUUUUCUUGCAGUAUUUGUGUGUGCCGAUUGUGGGGGCGUUUUAUUUGGUGCAUAAGCUUUGGUUCAGGACGAGGGUGGUGAGAAGUGAGGAGAUGGAUUUGGAUACGGGGCGGAGGAGGGAUGUUAAUCUGCCGGUGCUGUUGAUGCAAGAGAGGGAGGAGGUGGAGGGGUGGCCGGGGUGGAAGAGGGUUUAUAGGUUUUUUUGUUAG
Molecule: messenger RNA, 2019 nt
Organism: Sordaria macrospora k-hell
Lineage: Eukaryota; Fungi; Ascomycota; Sordariomycetes; Sordariales; Sordariaceae
Biological process (GO): amino acid transmembrane transport
Cellular component (GO): membrane
Molecular function (GO): amino acid transmembrane transporter activity
Source: RefSeq, a predicted model, not a curated record